GAUUGGAGCGAUUGGUGUCAUGUGACCAGCAGCACCAGAAGCAGGAAGUACAGGUAUACAAGGAGACGGAGGAGUGAGUCUGUCAGGAACUGUGGAGUACAUAAGAAGGACGGUUAUAGAGAAGGCCAGGGUGAUACUUUAACUAUAUAUUGCCACAGAUGAAGAGACAUCUAUGAUGACAAAGCAGGACUGUUUUCUGUGUAUGAGAGCUGCUGAUCAUGUCUUAAGGCUGGAUUUGAGGAUGCUGUAGAAGUAUUGUCAACUGAAAAUAAAAUGGAGAUAACAGCCAUUCCCGCUGUUCAGAUGGAGAAAUUUAUAGCCACCACUCCCCUAUCGCCUGCAGACAGUUAUUUUUCCUACAAGGACAACCUGAUUGGAUCUCUGCUGGCCAUAUUUGGACAUCUUGUUAUCAGUAUUGCACUUAAUCUACAGAAAUACAGCCAUAUACGUUUGGCUAGUUCCAAAGACCCUCGUACCUACUUCAAGACAAAGACAUGGUGGCUCGGUCUCUUUUUGGCAAUACUGGGAGAAACAGGGGUGUUUUCUUCCUAUGCUUUUGCUCCGCUGUCUCUAAUUGUGCCUCUUAGUGCUGUUUCUCUCAUAGCCAGCUCAAUCAUAGGCAUUAUAUUUAUUAAGGAAAAAUGGAAAGCAAAGGAAUUCUUAAGGCGUUAUAUCUUGUCCUUUAUAGGCUGUGGGCUUGCAAUCAUUGGCACAUACUUGCUAAUAACCUUUGGACCCAAUAGCCAUGAGAAAAUGACUGGAGAGAAUAUUGUCAAACAUUUAGUGAGCUGGCCAUUCCUGUUGUACAUGCUGGUGGAAAUCCUUGCCUUUUGUUCCCUGCUGUAUUACUACAAACAGAAAAAUGCCAAUUACAUGCUCAUCAUACUGUUGCUGGUUGCAUUAUUAGGCUCUACCACAGUGGUCACAGUGAAAGCACUAGCUGGCAUGAUCAUGGUCUCCAUUCAAGGUAGCAUGCAGCUGGGGUACCCCAUCUUCUACAUCAUGUUUGUGUGCAUGGUGGCUACAGCCAUUGCUCAAGCAUCGUUUUUGGCACAAGCAUCCCAGCUUUAUGACUCUGCCUUAAUUGCAAGCGUUAAUUAUAUUAUGUCUACAAGUCUAGCUAUUUCUGCAGGAGCAGUAUUUUACAUUGACUUUCGGAAUGAAGAUGCUCUACAUCUUUGUAUGUUUGCUUUAGGGUGCCUUAUUGCCUUUUUGGGUGUGUUCCUCAUAACAAGGAGCAGAAAAAAGACCAAAGCUUUUGAACCCUAUGUUGCCCUUAACUCCAUGCCAGGUGUGAUCAACAUGCAUGAUAAUGGCACUAAUAUUCAGCCUGAUUUUGGGAAUUCCUUCUCUUAUGGAGCGCUACAAAGUAAUGAUAGUUUAUCAGAAAUUUACACGCCAGCAACACUUCCUGUUGUAACAGAAGAAGCAUCAUCAUCAUCAUCGUCUCCACCGUAUAAGAUUUUGGAACACAAUAAGAAUGAAUAGGCGUGCUAACAACUAAUGUGUGGACUGGGAAACCUAUGCUUCUUUUUUUUUUUUUUUUUUUUUUCUUGUACAGUUCAAACCAUGGUUUAAAAUGUGUAUUUUUUAAGUCCGAAGUUAAAUGUAUGUCUUAGGUCCAGUUUACUCUGCUUUGUUGGUUCACUUCUAAAGGGGACUGUUUUUACCUGCCCUGUUGACAUCUAUUGUUGUAAGUGUAAUUCUGGGCGAAACAGAAAAUGCAAAAACAUUAACUUAUAUUCCA
Molecule: messenger RNA, 1747 nt
Organism: Rana temporaria (common frog)
Lineage: Eukaryota; Metazoa; Chordata; Amphibia; Anura; Ranidae
Gene: NIPAL3
Product: NIPA like domain containing 3
Exons: 12
Coding region: 274-1488 (404 amino acids)
Biological process (GO): magnesium ion transport
Cellular component (GO): membrane
Molecular function (GO): magnesium ion transmembrane transporter activity
Source: RefSeq, a predicted model, not a curated record